AUGGCAUCAGUUACACAACCGUUAAUAACGGAUCAAGAUGAUAAUGUUAAUGGAAAUAUAUCUAAAUAUAGUACUAUUCUAAAUACCCAUCCUUCUGCCAUCUCUGAUGAAAUAAUAGCUGGAGAAUAUGAAGAUCGAAGAUCUCCCGAAGCAACACGUGCCAGAUUGCUAUUAGCAAUACGAGCAAUGUGUGGAGAACUCUUGUGUACAACACUGUUUUUCACAACAAUGUUUGCAACCAUAGCAAGUACGGUUCGAAAUAAAGUUGAUCCGAGUAUUCAAGCAUUUUUUACUGCGAUAUCGUCCGGUUUGAUUGCAGUUGCAUUAAUUUAUGCGUUUUCGAGUAUAUCAGGCGCCCAUUUUAAUCCUGCUAUAACUUUUGCUACUUAUGUCACUCGAAAAACGUCACAUCGUCGGUUUGUCGGCUAUAUCGUUGCACAGUUAAUCGGUUCAAUCUUGGCCAUGUGUAUCAUUUGGUUCAUAUUUCCUCAUCCAUCAGAUCUUUACACCAAAAUUGCCGUGAUUCCGCCAACCACUGAUCUUGCACGAGUUUUUGCAAUGGAAGUGUUUUUAACAUUUACAUUUACUUACGUUGCGUUUACUGUUGCCUAUGAAGAAGCACAAACCGAGAAAAAACUAGCUAGAUCAUCAGCAAAUGUUCAAACGAUACAAAAUUCUAAGGGUUUGGCUCUGUUUGUAACAACGCCACAAGCAAGAACUGGUUUUGCUCCAUUCGCUAUUGGAUUUACCAUAUUUUGUAUGAUGCUCAUAGGGAGUUCGGUCAGCGAUGGUGCUUUUAAUCCGUGUCGGCUCUUUGGACCGGCUAUUUUCAGUAAUAGAUGGGACUAUCAAUAUAUAUACUGGAUUGCACAACUACUUGGUGCAGCUGUCGCAGGUCUAUUUGUUCAUCAUGUACAAGUACUAGGUCUGCCAGAUAAAAAGAAACAACAACAGAACCAAGCCCCAUAA
Messenger RNA from Didymodactylos carnosus, 969 nucleotides. Lineage: Eukaryota; Metazoa; Rotifera; Eurotatoria; Philodinida; Philodinidae. The record is from the annotation of a GenBank genome assembly.